GAUGGACCAAUAGUAGUCUAGUGCGAGGAUCGUCCUUUAAUGCUCAAAAGCUCUCUUUUCUUUAACUUUCAUCAGUUUCACACUUUUCUUUAUCAUCCUCUCUCUAGAACUCAAAAAACCUUCUUAGAGUAGAGAUAACGUUUGUUCAUUCUUUUAGUUUCCUUUUUGUGUUGACACGACAAUGGUGAGCUCCUCUACGACCAUCUCUGCAUCUACUGCAUCAAAGUCUCGAUCUCCUACUCCCCAAAGGAAGAUUACCCUCAUGGUCAAGACCCAACAGGAUGGAAGAGAGGAUGUUUAUAAGAUUGGUUAUAAUGCACAUAUGAAGAAACUGAUGGAUGCAUGCUGCACCAAGAGAAACUUAGACAAAGGAACUGUCAGAUUCAUCUUCGGCCGUAAAGAGCUCAAGCCACGACAUACUCCUGCUCAGCUGAUGAUGGAAGAAGGGGAUAUCAUUGAUAUUCUCACCGAACAAGGUGGUGGCUAAUCUCGCCGGAGCUAGGAAAGCAUUUAAGGCUUUUUUUUAAAUUAAAAGACCUUUUUAACUAUUAAAAAUUUUCAUUAUUAGACUUCAAAUUUCUGGUUUGUAGUUGUUGUUGCAUCUUAAAGUCUGAACUUUUGUUACCCAGUUGAUUUUUAAUUCGUAUUGUCGAGGAAAUUAAUUACAGUAUGUUUUUAUCUCUAUCUCUCGGUAUUUGUAGUUUGAUUAAUUAAAAUUUCAGGACAGGAAUAUUGAUACCCGAAAA
This is a messenger RNA of Raphanus sativus (radish), 746 nucleotides long. Its product is annotated as small ubiquitin-related modifier 5. Gene Ontology annotation, cellular component: nucleus. Gene Ontology annotation, biological process: protein sumoylation. The transcript is spliced from 3 exons. The coding region runs from base 182 to 487 and encodes 101 amino acids. The record is from RefSeq and is a predicted model, not a curated record. Lineage: Eukaryota; Viridiplantae; Streptophyta; Magnoliopsida; Brassicales; Brassicaceae. Gene Ontology annotation, molecular function: protein tag activity; ubiquitin-like protein ligase binding.